CAUCAAUGGAAUGGAGAACAUGGAGUAAGACAACAACAAAAUAAAUCGUAGGACAAGUGACCAGCGGGCUGGUGAUUGAAAAUAAUAGACGCAUGUGAAUUGAGACAGGAUGCCGGUGAACAACAUCGAGUCCAUCAUCGAGGCGCACGUGGAGGCGCGCAGCGAGACCGAGAGUCUCGGCGGCCACAGCGACGCCUCCGCAGGUCGCACCAGGAUGGACGUCGUCUGCAUGCUCGACCUGCAGAACCCUGAGCACCUGAUGCACCGCAAGGCGUCCAUCGAGUGUGUCAAGCAGGCGUGUUCUCUCGUCAGUGCGAGCUUCCAACACAUACAGUUCAAGAGACUUGAUUUUGGAGAAGCGAAUGUGUUAGACGCUUUUUACAAUGCGGACGUGGCUGUGGUCGAUCUGUCUGUCCAAGAGCAGCAAAGUGCCCUAUUUUACCACCUAGGAGUGAGGGAAAGUUUCGGAAUGAAAGAGAACAUACUUCUCUUCUGUGACACCAACACCGACACCACCCUCAGAUUAAAAACUUCUUGUGGCUGCUACACCUUCAUUUCGUACAGAGUCUCAGAUUGUGGCACCUGUUUCACCACAAAUCCAGCCACUGCCAAUGUAAUCGGUGAGGAAAACUCUCCAGACACACGUCAGCCUCUGUCCACAAAACUUCGCAAGCUGCUGCAAGACGUCGAGAUACAGUCAAAGACGCACUUGAAGGAAAAGUUUCUUGCAGACCUGCGGAAAGCGCGAGACACCUUGUCCGGCGAGGAGUUGUCCAAGUUCCUGUACAAUAUGCGAAAACGUCUGGACGACCCAAAUGUCAUCUCGGGGGAGGUGGUGCUUCAUGUCCUAAUCUCCUUCAGAGAAAUCCAGGACUACGACGCAAUGGUGCAGUUGGUAGAUGAUCUCAAAACUAUCCCCACAAAGAGAAGCAACAUCAACACCCCUGCCAUUAGGUAUUUGUAUGCGUUCGCCUUGAAUCGAAGAAACAAAGAGGGCGACAGAGAGACUGCCCUGUCUGUCAUCACCAAAGCGCUGCAGAAAAAGGAAAACCACUACCCUGACAUGCUUUGCCUCUGCGGCCGAAUUUACAAAGACAUUUUUGUCGAAUCUCGACACACAGACCAGGAAAGUCUGACCAACGCCAUCCACUGGUACCGCAAAGGCUUCGAGGUUCAGCCCAACGAGUACGCUGGAAUCAAUCUGGCAACGCUGUUAGUUAUAGCUGGAAAUGAAUUCUCAAAGUCUGAGGAACUACAACACAUAGGCAUGGUUUUAAACAACCUCAUAGGCAAAAAGGGCAGCCUCUCUUCACUGCAAGAGUAUUGGGAUAUAGCAACUUUCUUUGAAAUCAGCGUCUUGGCUGAAAAUUACACCAAAGCCAUUCAGGCUGCCGAGUGCAUGUUUCAGCUAAAACCUCCCAACUGGUAUUUGAAAUCAACCAUUGGCAAUAUUACCUUGAUAAACCGGUUCAGAAAGAAAAACGAAGACGCGGAAGUCUCUCCUGAAGAGCAAAUAUUUAACUUUUGGAUGGAGUAUUUCAUCGAGUGCACAAAUGAAGAUGUCGGCGAAGCAAUCAGAUUCCCAGUGCUAAUCUUGGAGCCGCAGAAAAUCUACAUGCCCAGUUUUGUCAAUUUUAACCUUGGAGCCGAGGAGAAGUCAAUUCAAGUUGUAAAUUUGUGCAUCGACUGUCUGAAGGGUCAGUGUCGGCAGAAGCACGACUGGCUCUUCACUGCCAGCAUGAUUCGCAGCGUCAGUUUGUGCAAGCGUGACACAAGGUGUCUGUUCCUCUAUGUAAAUGAAAACUCGGACGACUUUCAAAUGUUCCUGCCCUCAGUUCAGUCCCGAGACAGGUUUUAUGACCUCAUUCUUGAGUUGACGGUUGAUCAGGAGGGAGUGAUUGAUUUGGAUGUUGAUUUGCCUUCCGAGCAAAUGAAAUACGAGUAUGAGUUGGACGAUUCCGGGAGAAAAAUCAUCUUGGGCAAAGGCACUUACGGAAGCGUCUUCGCAGCCAGAGAUUUGAACACCCAAGUGAGAAUUGCUGUGAAAGAAAUUCCUGAGAAGAAUCUUGGUGACGUCCAGCCUUUGCAUGAAGAAAUCCGACUUCACUCUCAACUCAGGCACCGCAACAUCGUCCAAUACCUCGGCUCUAUUUCGGAAGGGGGCUACUUUAAAAUUUUCAUGGAGCAAGUGCCUGGUGGGAGUCUUUCGGCACUUCUCAGAUCAAAGUGGGGUCCUUUGAAGGAAAACGAGUCCACCAUAGGUUACUACACAAAACAAAUCCUCGGAGGAUUGAAAUAUUUACAUGACCAGAAAAUAGUCCAUCGCGACAUUAAAGGAGACAAUGUUUUGGUCAACACCUACAGCGGUGUUGUUAAGAUUUCCGAUUUUGGCACUUCGAAGAGACUGGCUGGCUUGUGUCCCAGCACUGAAACCUUCACUGGCACCUUACAAUACAUGGCACCUGAAGUAAUUGACAAGGGCCAAAGAGGCUAUGGCGCCCCUGCUGACAUUUGGUCUCUGGGCUGCACGAUUGUCGAAAUGGCAACAGGCAAUCCUCCAUUCAUCGAACUUGGUUCUCCCCAGGCAGCUGUUUUCAAAGUGGGCUACUACAAGAUCCACCCUGAAAUUCCUUCUGAACUAUCUGAGCGUGCAAAGAACUUCAUUUUAAGGUGCUUCGAACCUUCUCCCGACGAGCGAGCAACUGCAACCGAACUUCUUGAAGAUCUGUUUUUGACCGAGAAAAAGAAGGGUGUGACUAGAAUUUCCACCUCUCAAGAACUGAACCGUAGCAUUUCCGUACCUGCUGACAAGCUGAAUGCAAAAUCUGCACAAAAUCUUGUGGCCAGCUCCCCAGACGAAUGCACUAACGGCUUCAGCAUCACACACUCGAACCCUCCCGUGCGAAAUAAAGGUCUCUUGACCCCUAUCAGCAUGCCAGCAGCUCUCUCGUACAGCAGCAUCUCAACUUGCGAUCUGGAGCAAGACAAUCCAUUCAAUACCCGUCGGUUCUCGAAUAACACUCUUCUUUCUCCUGACAUCGAAUCUCCUAAAGACUCCGCAGAACAAGACGGAUUUUAUUUGUUGAAAAAGGACUCGCAGAGAAGGACAACCCUGACGAGGGUGCUCACCCAGGACGAGAAAAAGAUCUGCGACGUUUGGAUGAAAAGCAUUGAGAGUGAUGUAGAGAACACCGUCCUUUCAAUGAAUCAUUUGCUGGUGUUGAUGAAAGGCUUUAGAGAGUUUUUCCCAGAUCAAAACCGAGAAGUGAUCGAGAACGCCAUUCACAUUCUGAAAGAGGAACUGGAUUUCGAUGCUGCUGCCAUCAAUCAGCUCCACGUUGCCAUAUAUCUUUUUCAUAAUGCUGUAAAUGUUGUCCUUCGUUCACACAGCAUCAAACCUCACUGGAUGUUUGCCCUAGACAAUUUGGUUCGAAGCGCUGUUCAGGCAGCAAUUACGGUUUUGUCACCAGAGCUGGGUGCAAACUUGGCCGGCCAGGAACGGUUGGGUCAGCAAGGAUCGACCGAUAUGCAGCAAGAGGGGUCAACCUCAGGAAUGUCAACAAUAAACUCCAUCAAAUCGCACAAAACGGUGGACAGCUUCCCCACACCUAAGUACCGCAGCGAGUGUCUUGAUCAGAUCAAUGCACUGCGCCUGGAAAAUCAGCGGCUGCUGAAAAAGCUGGUGGAUGGUGAAAGGGCCUAUCAGGAUCUUAUAAAGCACAUCAUUGAAGAGCGCAGCAAUCAAACACAGCUACUAUCCCAUCUUCUCAAGAAUCCUGUUGAACCAGCAUUUAACCAUGGCACCCCCAGUGCUGAUUCUGGAGUGCCACAGAUAAAUGUUAGCCUAAACUCACCUGGGGUUAUUGACCAAAAGCUGAUCGACUGGGCGAAUUCCCUCGAGCUGGACAACAUUACCUUGGAAAAGAUUGUUUGGGAGGAGUACACUUUGGAUGAUCUUCUCUAUUUUGUUAGUCGCGACGAUCUGAAGAGGCUUAAUUUGCGGGGCGGAGUUGAACUGCGCAUCUGGCGGGCAAUCAAAGACUGGCGCCAUAAACACCAGGACGCCGUCAUCCCUGGAAAGCAGCUGAGUAUGUUCAACAACGAAGGUGACAAGCAAAACGACUCGACCAAAUUGUGAUUCCUUUUAUUGCACGUGCCAUUUUUGAAUUCUCUCUAAUUAUAGAGAACUGCCUUCUACAAAAAUCAAAGAAGAUAACAUAUAAAAAAGUUACCUGGAUUAAAAAGAAAAAAACGAAUAACUUAUAUUUGUCAUGAAAUACGUAUUUUAUUCAAGUUAUGUGUAUGUGUAACUCUUUGUUGGAAAAAAAAACUAAUCGAAGUCUUGUGCCUUAACAAUUGUGAUUAAGAGAAAUGUGUUGAAAAUAACUAAUAUUUUGGCUUUGUUUUGGAAAAGUGCUUGAAUGAUGAAUAUAUAUUUUGAUAUAGAAAUAUUCAUGUUUGUUGAACGAAUCAAGACAAAUAAAUAUUUAACUGUUGUUCUUAUGUCUACAAA
Molecule: messenger RNA, 4513 nt
Organism: Neocloeon triangulifer
Lineage: Eukaryota; Metazoa; Arthropoda; Insecta; Ephemeroptera; Baetidae
Gene: Ask1
Product: mitogen-activated protein kinase kinase kinase 15
Exons: 22
Coding region: 110-4138 (1342 amino acids)
Biological process (GO): MAPK cascade; protein phosphorylation
Molecular function (GO): protein kinase activity; protein binding; ATP binding
Source: RefSeq, a predicted model, not a curated record